Molecule: messenger RNA, 1104 nt
Organism: Macadamia integrifolia
Lineage: Eukaryota; Viridiplantae; Streptophyta; Magnoliopsida; Proteales; Proteaceae
Product: F-box protein FBW2-like
Exons: 3
Coding region: 146-958 (270 amino acids)
Molecular function (GO): protein binding
Source: RefSeq, a predicted model, not a curated record
CACAAUGCACACAGUUGGGAAGUGUAGUUGCUUCUCUCCCGCUGCUGCCUCUCUUUUCCUCUUUCUCUUUCUUCUUCAUCUCAGGUUAGGCUUUGCUCUUGAAGAUCCAAGAAAACUGAGAGACUAUUCUGCUCGGAAAUAUUAAAUGGAGGGAAGUGAGAUCCGUUGUUGGAAUGAGCUAUUCCCAGAUGUGCUCUGGUUAAUCUUCAGCAAAAUAUCUUUUGAGGAGAAAUUAACAGUGAUUCCAAGGAUUUGCAAAUCAUGGAGAAAAGUAGUGUUGGGGCUUUACUGUUGGCAAGUGAUCGAUAUUUUGGCAUGGAGCCACUACCGGCCCAAGCAACUGGCAUGGAAAGGGAUCAACUUUGAAGAAUGGAUUUUCCAGUUGGAUCAAAUGCUUCGAAUGCUUAUCAUCAGAUGCUCUGGUGCUCCUCGAAAGCUCUGUGUCUCUGAUAUACCCAACGAUGCCAUAUUUUCCUUUAUUGCAAAUCAUGCUAGUUCCCUUGAGACCUUGCAGAUGCCAGGAAGCAAAAUAAGUGAUUCAAUAGUGGAGAAGGUUGCAGGGAAAAUGUGUGCCAUCACUUUCUUAGACUUAAGCUACUGUGAUAACAUUGGGGCCCUUGCUCUGGAAGCAUUUGGUAGUAAUUGUAGAUUGCUUUCGAGUUUGAAAAGGAAUAUGCACUCACCCUCGCUAAGUGGGGUUUGCCAGGACGAUGAAGCCCGCGCCAUUGCAAGCACAAUGCCUGAGCUCAAGCACCUUGAGAUAGCUGAUACGAACAUCACAACUGAAGGGGUCCUAGACAUACUUUCUGGUUGCCAGAAGCUCGUAUUCUUGGAUGUGAGAGGCUGUUGGGAUGUGAAGCUCGAUGAUAAGGUCCUCAAUGAGAAAUGGUCUGGGAUGAAGGUGCGGCGUUAUUACUAUUGUUCUUUUGAUGAUAUCCCUGAAGGAUUUGUGAUCUGAAUGAAUGAUGAGAAUUUAGUGUAAAUCUCUUUACUGGUGGUGUUGUUUGGCUGCAAACCUUGGUGUAAGAAAUAACAUGUAUCCUCCUUCCUUCUAUGGACUAAGUUUUCCUUCACCAGUAGAAGGAUGAUGUGACUAUGUUGUUA